AUGGAGAUUGUGGCCUAUAAUAGGUGCUGCUCUCGGUUUGCUUCCUAAGGAUACUUCUCCUGAUUCUGAUCAUAUCUAUUAUUAGGUUUGUCCCGUUUCCUAUCUAUUACAUAUUUGUGUGUAGUUAUAUAUGUUGUAAUUAGCAAUGCUUUUGCUUUGAGGAUGGGCUUGGCGCAACGGUAAGGUCGUUUCAUAUGACACACAGGUUCAGAAACAACAUUUCCAUGUCGAGGUUUUGAAUGAAUGAAUUCACUCAUGGCCGACAAUAAAAGGGAGCAAGACUCAGUUCAAAUUGCCUUAUUUUAGAUAUUCUACCAGGAACAAUGGCUGCUGGUUUGAAGCGAGAUCCUAUUAUGAUUCUCCGUAUGGAUGGGGAAGACCUCCUUGAGUUUACCAAGAGCCCGAAUUUUGAAUCAGAGAUGCUUUCUAUAUUUACAGAGAUAGAGUUGCCAGAAGGAGCCCUCCGUGAUUACAUUUUCAAGGCUUUUGAAAAUCUUAGUGUUGAUCAAGGGAUGCCUCCUGCUUCCGAUUAUUGGGUUAUGAACAAUAUGGUAGAGCCGGCACUGCAAUCUUGUGGUGGUGUUAAUGAGCAGCCCAUCUCUCCGGAGGUAUUUUUGGCAGAGUUUCAGAAAGUAGCAGAGAGAAUGGCUCAACGUCUGAAGGAGCAGCCUGUUAUAGUUGCUCACAGUGAGAGUACCUUUGAUGGAAGCAGCAUUAAGAGACUUUUAUCUAACAACUUUGAAUUGGACAAGACACUAGACGCAGCGUUGAAAGAUGUGGUAAGGGAUCAAAAUGGGAAAAUGUCAAAGGAAUCUCUGCGAGUGGCGCUUGAUGUGGUGUCCCCAUCGGCAGGUUUGCCUCCAUGUGGUGCAGUUGAUCAGAUGGACAAGGUUAUUAACGACGUUUUUGAGAUGUUGGAUGGUGAUGACGGGAAGAUUGUUAGAGAGGACGAGUUCAAGAAGAUACUGACUGAAAUUUUGGAGACUAUUAUGUUGCACUUGGAGGGAAAUCCGAUUUUGGUUUCCAAAAACUCGGUUGUGCAUGAGCCGCUUGCUGCUUCUUCCUCAUAAUAUUAUAAGGUGUCUUACUGUCGGAUACGAAGGAAAGAAAAAUGUGUAAGAAAUAUAAAAUCAACAUUGAGGAAAUGAUUACAAGUUCUUAAGUACUGUAACUGUGAUGUUCACUUAAUUGCACUAAUGAUAUGCUUUAGACAUGGUUGA
Molecule: messenger RNA, 1220 nt
Organism: Cornus florida
Lineage: Eukaryota; Viridiplantae; Streptophyta; Magnoliopsida; Cornales; Cornaceae
Exons: 5
Coding region: 324-1070 (248 amino acids)
Molecular function (GO): calcium ion binding
Source: RefSeq, a predicted model, not a curated record